This is a messenger RNA of Amblyraja radiata (thorny skate), 3992 nucleotides long. RefSeq names its product alpha glucosidase. NCBI's taxonomy places the organism in Eukaryota, Metazoa, Chordata, Chondrichthyes, Rajiformes, Rajidae. Gene Ontology annotation, cellular component: lysosomal membrane. The transcript is spliced from 20 exons. Gene Ontology annotation, biological process: glycogen catabolic process; lysosome organization. The record is from RefSeq and is a predicted model, not a curated record. Bases 517 to 3351 code for a protein of 944 amino acids. Gene Ontology annotation, molecular function: alpha-1,4-glucosidase activity; carbohydrate binding.
UAUGGCGGCGCCCGGCGGCGGGGCCGCUCGCUCCCUGGUUACCGACCAGGAAGCGGCCUACGCCCUACUGGGAUCCCUAUUCUGUUCCCCGCCGUCAGAGUCUCUCCAAGUCUCUGCCCCGCUGGGAUCCCCAUCCUGUUCCCCGCCGUCAGAGUCUAUCGAAGUCUCCGCCCGCCCAGGAACAUUCAGGGGAGAAGUUAGUCAGGGGAGAAGGCUCAGUCACAGGGAUCGCCCGAUGGGCCGAGUGUUUCUAGCACCUUCUGGCGAAGUCAGCUAGGCGAAGGGACUCCUGUGAGAACAGUAGGAGGCCACUCAGACCAUCGUGUCGGGACUCUCUCUCUCUCUAUAUAUAUAUAUAUAUAUAUAUAUAUAUAUCUCUCUCUGCCUUGUCCCCUAAUCAAUUACUCUCACUCUUGAAUCAUGAAAGGGUAUUUGCAUAAAACUCUAAAUUCAAGGCCUUCAACCAUCUGAUUUCUACCAGUUUGUCAAUCAAAGAUAUGCGCUCUUGUUUCAUGAAUGGAACUUAUUGGACUUUUAUCUCUGGCUAAAUCAAGAAUGCCAACUAUUACUGCUCUUAAAUUUGGGGCCGUUUUCUUUAUUUUCAUUCUUUUUGGUUUGAUAACUUACCACAAUUAUUCUCAGCUGGAGUCUCUGAAAAUCCAUCAAACCACUUAUUUGGGCAAAAUUAAGCUAUACCUCUUGUGGCAAUCUCCAGAUUAUAAAAAUGACACUAAAGCUGCAGAAAAACAGAAGAAUUCACCAUUCAAUAAGGGUAAUCACAAUGGCUCACAUUGUGAUAUCGAUCCUAAUAGUAGGUUGGAUUGUGCUUUUAAUAAACUGAUGAAUGAGAAGGAAUGUCAAGCCCGCGGUUGCUGCUGGAUUCCAGUGGUCAGUGCUGUCAAUAAGACUGCCCCCCUUUGUUUCUUGCCAUCAAAUUAUCCUUCUUACAACAUGGAAAACAUUUCACCAACCAAAUCAGGCUAUACAGCUACGUUAAGCCGCAAAGAGAGGACGUUGUUCCCAAAUGACAUAAGGACACUUCAGUUGAACAUAAUGUACGAGACAUCAGAAAGACUUCAUUUCACUCUCAAGGAUCCAGAGAACAAGCGGUAUGAAGUUCCUAUUGAUGUUCCUGUUGUUACUGAAAAAGCUUCAACUCAACUCUACACUGUUAAUUUUACCUCCAGACCUUUUGGUAUUAUUGUACAAAGAAAGUCAAAUGGUCUUGUAUUGCUGAAUACCACAGUGGGGCCAUUGUUUUAUGCUGAUCAAUUUCUGCAGAUCUCUACUUCCCUGGCCUCACAAUACAUUUCAGGGCUGGGCGAGCACAUGACAAAUCUAAUCCUGAAUGUCAAUUGGACUCGAGUAACCCUCUGGAAUCGAGAUCAAGCACCUCAUAAAAAAUCCAAUUUAUAUGGCUCACACCCUUUUUAUUUGGUGAUGGAAGGGGAUGGGUCAGCUCAUGGUGUUUUCCUGUUAAACAGUAAUGCCCAAGAUGUAUUACUUCAGCCAUCUCCUGCUCUUACCUGGAGGGCCAUUGGAGGAAUCUUUGAUUUUUAUGUGUUCUUGGGUCCAAAUCCAAAAACGGUGAUCAGGCAAUACAUGGAUAUUAUCGGCUACCCAAUAAUGCCUCCAUACUGGAGCCUGGGAUUCCAUCUGUGUCGGUUUGGUUACAAGAGCACAAAUGUCACCCGACAGGUUGUGGAGAAUAUGGCCAGAGCCAACAUGCCUCAGGAUGUACAGUGGAAUGAUAUUGAUUACAUGGACAAUAAGAAAGACUUCACGUACAACUUGCAGUUCUUUGGAGAUUAUCCUCAGAUGGUGGAUGAAUUUCACAAAAAGGGGUUGAAAUAUGUCAUGAUUGUGGAUCCAGGAAUCAGCAGUUCACAGGGAGCAGGAAAUUAUAAACCAUAUGACGAAGGCCUAAAGAGAGGAGUUUUUAUCACAAAUGAAACUGGUGAACCAUUUAUAGGCAAGGUUUGGCCUGGACCAACAGCCUUCCCAGAUUUUACUAAUCCAGAAACUCAGGCAUGGUGGUACGAGAACAUUAAAGAGUUUCAUGAUCAGGUGCCAUUUGAUGGAAUUUGGAUUGAUAUGAAUGAACCAUCCAACUUUGUUAAUGGAGCAAUAAAUGGCUGUCCAGACAACAAUUUAGAAAAUCCUCCUUAUGUUCCAGAUGUGACUGGAGGAUAUCUGAGGUCUCACACAGUUUGUAUGACUGGAAAACUGUACCUGUCAUCACAUUAUAACCUGCACAGUCUGUAUGGCUUGACUGAGGCCAUUGCUACUCAUAAUGCAUUGAUCAAGGUGAUUGGGAAGCGUCCUCUUGUGAUAUCACGGUCCACAUUUCCCAGUCAUGGUCGUUAUGCUGGACACUGGACAGGGGACAUCUCAAGCAACUGGAAUGACAUGUACUACACCAUCCCAGCUAUAAUGCUGUUUAAUAUGUAUGGAAUUCCUCUUGUGGGAGCGGAUGUGUGUGGCUUUGGUGGAGCCACCAGUGAAGAACUCUGCGUGCGUUGGACUCAACUUGGAUCAUUCUACCCAUUUAUGCGGAAUCACAAUGCCUGGAAGCAGCUGCCUCAAGAACCUUAUGUCUUCAGUGAAUCAGCACAAUCUGCAAUGCGGAAAGCUCUCUUUACCAGAUACACACUGCUGCCUUUUCUUUAUACACUUUUUCACAAAGCACACUUUGCUGGAGAGAUGGUCGUUGAACCACUGUCAUUUGAAUUCUCUCAAGAUCCAAAUACAUGGAGCAUUGAUCAUCAAUUCAUGCUGGGGGAGGCCCUUCUCAUUACUCCUGUGUUAGAGCCUAAAACAGUGGAGGUGUCUGGCUACUUUCCCUCAAGUACAUGGUAUAAUCUGUACAAUGGUUCUGCUAUUCAUAGCAAAGGCCAGUAUAUUGUACUACAGGCUCCCUUGGAUACUAUAAAUGUCCAUGUGCGAGGAGGCUUCAUUUUGCCAAUACAAGAGCCCAGUACCACAACUGCUGCAUCUCGUGGGAACCCACUUGAUCUGAUUGUGGCUCUGUCCAAUCAAGGAGGAGCAAGAGGCAAUCUCUUCUGGGACGAUGGUGACAGUCUACUGACUUAUGAAACUGGUGAUUAUACUGAAAUUAUCUUCCGAGCAAAAAACAAUAUGCUGCUGAGUGAGAUAGUUCAUUUGAACAGCCAAGCCGAUGACCUGCAUUUACGUAGAGUUACUGUUUUUGGAGUUCCAUCUCCCCCACAUAAAGUUUCUGUUAAUGGACUCUGGUUCCCAGACUUCUCCUACAAUUUGGACACAAAGGUGUUGACUUUACAGAAUCUCUCUGUUUUUAUGGGUGAGGAGUUCACAAUUACCUGGUUCUAAAUAAAGUGAAGCUGGAUCUACUUAUAUGAAGAAAGCCACUGCCACAAAAUGAAUGUUAACCAAUGGUAAAGUCCAGAAAGAGUUAAAAUAAAUGAUAAUUAGAAAAAAUAUAGUUAAUGAAAAUCUGAAAAAUAUAUAGUUAAUGGAAAUCUGAAAAAUGAAGUAAGCAUUCAGCAGUUCAAGUAGAAUUUAUGAAGAGAAAAACAGAAUAAAUGUUUCUGGUGGAAGAUUCUGAGGAAGGAUUUUUGGGUGAAAUGUUAAUUUUAUGUUUCUUACCACCGAUGCUGCCUGACCUGCUGAAUUUUUCCUGCAUUUAUAAUUUUUGUUAAAGGAAGUAAUAUUUAUCAGUGCCAUGCAGUCAGUAUAGAGAGGGCAGCAUGUGCCCUCCAAAUUAAAUUUGAAAUGUAAAUUCGUGCAUGAUUUAUUAAAUGAUUUGUAUUUUAGAAUACACAAUUUAUAUAAUGCAACGGACUUUUGAUUGAAACUGCCAAAAUUAUUUAACAGCAUUUUUAUACUAAAAAGGCAUAAAAGCGACAAGAAUGGAUAUUAUUUUUAUGAUUCACUUUAUUUCAUUUCUGCUGCACAUGGGUUUACAUUUCUUAAGGUAUCAGUACCAGACAAUAAAGCACAAGCUGCCACUG